This is a messenger RNA of Paramecium tetraurelia, 2235 nucleotides long. RefSeq lists its product as uncharacterized. The record is from RefSeq and is a predicted model, not a curated record. Lineage: Eukaryota; Ciliophora; Oligohymenophorea; Peniculida; Parameciidae. The transcript has 4 exons.
AUGAAGUAGAUAAGAAUGGGAAACAAAGUGCUUUCACGUAAAAUAGAAUCCAAUCUUUAACCUAAAGCAAGCAAAUAAUAAUGGUAGAAUGUUGGUAAAUAAGAAGAGAUCAUCUUAAAUUCAGAAGAACCAGAACAAUUUAUUGAAGAAGAAAUCAUUUAAAUCAAUCCAAAAACAGGAAAAUUAGAGAGGAAAAUUGUAAGAAAACCAUUAAAUAAUGAAGAAAUAGAUAAUUUAUAGAUGGGAUAAAACUUAGAAGAAGAUUUAGGAAAUGGUAAAUAAGUAAUUUCAAGGAAAAUUGUUUAAAAUGAUCAAUCAAAUUAAGCCUUGAAAUAACAAGGUUGGAUCAAAAAUAAUGAAGGAAAUAUGGAAAUCAAAUUUCAACCAGAACCUGUUAAAUAUGUUGAAGAAGAGAUAUUAGUUUAAGGUGAAGAUGGAGUUGUUUAAAGAAAACUAAUUAGAAGACCUUUCUUACCUUAAGAUAAUAAAUUAUAAACAGGAGCUGUGAUAGAAUAAGAUUUAAAUGGAAAUAAAGUAGUCUCAAGAAAGAUUGUAUCAAAUAAUAAACCAGUUGAUUCAACCUGGGUUUAAUUGAAUAAUGGAUAAUUAGAGAAAAUAGUUUCACAGGAAGAACCUGAAGCAUAUAUAGAAGAAGAAAUCAUCAUCAUAAAUCCGAAAACUUAGAAAUAAGAAAGGAAAAUUAAUCAGAAGACCUUUGACUCAAUCAGAAAGUAGGUGAAAUUGAGAGAAAAUCUUUAAGAAGGUGAUGGCACUAGAAAAGUGGUUGCUCGAAGAAUAGUGCGUCAUUGGUAAUCAAAAUAAGGAUAGAUGGAAAUUUAAUUAGCUUAGAAUGAACCUACUAAAUAUGUUGAGGAGGAAGUUCUUUGUUAUGGAGAAAAUGGAAUACAAAGAAAAUUAGUUAGGAGACCUUUAACAAAGGAAAAUUAAUAAAUGGGUAAUAACCUAAAUGAAGUUGAUAAGGAUGGAAAUAGAAUUUUAUCUAGAAAAAUAGUUGAUAAUUCUUAAUCAUUUAAUUAAGUUCAAAAGGAUUGGUAAAAAGGAUAAAAUGGUACUUUAGAAAAGAUAAUUUCAUAAGAAGAGCCUGAGCAAUAUAUUGAAGAAGAAAUAAUAAUAAUAAACCCAAAAACAGGUAAACAAGAGCGUAAAUUGGUUAGAAGACCUUAUGAAAAUGAUGAAGAAAUCGGAGAUUAAUUAAAUGAAUCAAUAGGUAAUAACUAAAAAGUUGUGGCUCGAAGAAUUGUACAAAAUGAUAGUUCUUUAAAUGAAUGGAAGAAAAAUUAGAAAACUGGAUAAUUAGAAAAACCAAAUAUAUUGAGGAAGAAAGUCUUAGUAAUGAAUGAAGAGACAGGAAAGAUGGAAAGAAAAUUAGUAAGAAAAUAGUAUUAACCUGGUUUGAAUGUAGGAAAUAAUAUAUAAGAAAAUGAUUCAAAUGGAAAUAAAAUUCUUGCAAGAAGAAUUGUUGAAAAUACUUCAUCAACUUAGUAAGUUGAGAAGGAAGGAUGGAAAAACAAUUAAGGAAAUUAUGAAAAAACCUUGUCAAUUCAUGAACCAACCAAAUUUAUAGAAGAAGAAGUUAUAAUUAUGAGACAAGGAGGAAAAUAAGAGAGGAAAAUUAUAAGAAGACCAUUAGAUGAAGAUGAGAAUAUAGAAGAAGGAGAACAACUUUUAGAAGAUUUAGGUGAAGGUUAUUAUGUAGUUUCUAGAAAGAUUGUUGAUAAUGACUUAUCUCUUACUUCUUCUAAGUGGAAGAAGAAUAAUGAUGGGAAUUAUGAAUAAUCAUUGGGAGUUGAACCAUCUUAGUAUAUUACAGAAGAAGUCUUAUAGGUUAAUAAUGAAACAGGAAUGAUGGAAAGAAAACUAGUAAGAAAGCCGUAUUUGGGAGGAAAAGUACAAGAAGGAGAUUCAUUAAAUGAAGUGGAUAAGAAUGGAAACAAAGUGCUUUCACGUAAAAUAGAAUCCAAUCUUUAACCUAAAGCAAGCAAAUAAUAAUGGUAGAAUGUUGGUAAAUAAGAAGAGAUCAUCUUAAAUUCAGAAGAACCAGAACAAUUUAUUGAAGAAGAAAUCAUUUAAAUCAAUCCAAAAACAGGAAAAUUAGAGAGGAAAAUUAAAUAGAUAAUUUAUAGAUGGGAUAAAACUUAGAAGAAGAUUUAGGAAAUGGUAAAUAAGUAAUUUCAAGGAAAAUUGUUUAAAAUGAUCAAUCAAAUUAAGCCUUGA